CAACGGCCUAGAAUUGAGGCUGAUGGUCACGUGAUAUCACAAGAUGGCGAGUUCGUUAUGAAUACGGCGAUGUGGUCUUUCUAACGGCGGUGGAAGUUGUCAGCUAUUUCGCAUCAGUUAACGCACCAAGAAUGGCUCUAAAUGUAUUUGACCAUGAUGAAUACAGGCCGCCAGUGUGGAAAUCUUACCUGUAUCAGCUCCAGCAGGAGGCACCACAUCCACGGCGACUGACCUGCACCUGUGAGGUGGAUAACCGGCCCAAAUACUAUGGGAGAGAGUACCAUGGGAUGAUCUCCAGAGAGGAGGCUGACCAGCUGCUGAGUGUGGCAGAGGGGAGUUACCUCAUCAGGGAGAGCCAGAGGCAGCCUGGGACCUACACACUGGCCCUACGCUUUGGAAAUCAAACCAGGAACUUCCGCCUCUACCAUGAUGGGAAACACUUUGUCGGGGAGAAGCGCUUUGAAUCCAUCCACGACCUUGUGACAGAUGGGCUGAUCACGCUCUACAUCGAGACCAAGGCAGCAGAGUACAUCGCUAAGAUGACCAUCAACCCAAUCUAUGAGCACAUUGGCUACACAACACUCAACAAGGAGCCCACGCUGAAGAAACACUUGCCCGUGUGCCAGGAGGUUCCCGAUGGGCCUGCGCCACAGGGAGAGCGGGGUGACAAGGAGGAAGGGCUCACCUCGCUGGUCCGUCGAGCCACCCUAAAGGAGAACGACCACGCGACCAAGUAUGAGAAAGUCCACAAUUUCAAGGUGCACACCUUCCGGGGACCCCACUGGUGUGAAUAUUGUGCCAACUUCAUGUGGGGCCUCAUCGCUCAGGGAGUUAAAUGUGCAGAUUGCGGUUUGAAUGUCCACAAGCAGUGUUCCAAAAUGGUGCCUAACGACUGCAAGCCUGACCUCAAGCAUGUCAAGAAAGUAUACAGUUGUGACCUCACGACCCUGGUGAAAGCCCACAAUUCCAAGCGACCCAUGGUGGUGGACAUGUGCAUACAAGAGAUUGAGUCUAGAGGUGUUCAGUCUGAGGGCCUGUACAGAAUCUCAGGCUUCAGUGAUCUGAUUGAAGAUGUGAAGCUGGCUUUUGACAGAGAUGGUGAAAAGGCAGACAUUUCUGUGAAUGUGUAUGAAGACAUCAACAUAAUCACUGGCGCACUGAAACUGUACUUCAGGGAUCUACCUAUUCCUCUUAUCACAUACGACGCCUACCCAAGGUUCAUGGAGGCAGCAAAGAUCACAGAUCCAGACAAGCGAUUGGAGGCCCAUCAUGAAGCUCUGAAGCUGCUGCCACCUGCACACUGUGAAACACUGUGUUAUCUCAUGGCCCACUUAAAGAGGGUAACCCAAAAUGAGAAAGACAACCUGAUGAAUGCAGAAAACCUUGGAAUUGUUUUUGGGCCCACCCUCAUGCGUGCCCCAGACCUGGAUGCCAUGACGGCGCUCAAUGACAUCCGCUACCAGAGACAGGUGGUGGAGACGCUCAUAAAGAACGAAGACAUUCUGUUUUGAAAGGGGAUGACAAACAAUGAAGGAAUCUUAAAUCAUGAGUAAGCGAUUUACUCAUCAUUUAGAAAGGAGGAAGUGACAAUUUUGUUUUGUAUAUUUUUCCCUUUGUAAAACCAAGACUUGAAGAAUAAUGAAGGAGUAUUUGCGCCAUUGUACAUUCUCUCCCACUCCCAGUGAACCCUGUCUAAAGAGAUGUCUGAUGGGUUUGGAUCACGUACCUUAGACUUGUCUUUUGCAUGUUCAC
Molecule: messenger RNA, 1752 nt
Organism: Coregonus clupeaformis (lake whitefish)
Lineage: Eukaryota; Metazoa; Chordata; Actinopteri; Salmoniformes; Salmonidae
Gene: chn1
Product: chimerin 1
Exons: 14
Coding region: 132-1511 (459 amino acids)
Biological process (GO): signal transduction; regulation of small GTPase mediated signal transduction; positive regulation of GTPase activity
Molecular function (GO): GTPase activator activity
Source: RefSeq, a predicted model, not a curated record